Xyrichtys novacula (pearly razorfish) is the source of this 4587-nucleotide messenger RNA. The record is from the annotation of a GenBank genome assembly. Lineage: Eukaryota; Metazoa; Chordata; Actinopteri; Labriformes; Labridae.
AUCAGUGUUCUCCUGAGAGGACUCUGGUCUGUGUCAGUAUUGAGCUUCAACAUGACGGGUCACCUGUUGUUUGUUCUUAUGUGUAAGUAAAAUUUUCUGAUUACAAUAUGUAACAUAAAUCCGGGCUACUAAAAAAACACAAAUACAAAUUUAUAUCAUGCAAAUUUUACAUGAGUAUGUAAUGUUUUCUUUGAUAUGUUAGGGACAUUUAUGUUGUAUGCUGUUAGUCUGUGCCAAAUUUUGAAACUAUGAUGUAAAGAUUACAACGAGUUUCAUGUGGGAAACUUGAAUAUUUCUUUAUGUUAGUCUUGAUUCCUCAUCUUACAAACAGAACUGCACAUGAGGUAAAACUUGAUUCUUUUACCAUUUUUCUAUAGACCAACCAGUUAAUUAUUAUUUUAUUGAUUUUUUCAUCACAGGCUGCUGUCAUGAGAUUCAAGUACAGGGUCAGUAUUUUCACUGAUGUUCAGCUGUGCUCUUACUGCUAUAUUGGCUCCAUAAAUCUUUUUACAAAGUAAUUUGACUGGUUAAAUGUUUCCUGUAUGCUAUUUUUGUGCUGUGCAAAUAUACUCUGCUUGGAUAAGUGUAAAUUCUUAAUGUAUUGAUGUGGACUUACAUGUGAUAAAUGUGUAUUUUUUUUAAUUUCAGCUUCUCUUCCCCCUAAGCUGACAGUGAAUUCAGCAGUGAUCUCAGAGACAGAAUCUGUAACGUUGGACUGUCGGCCUCCAUCAUAUCUUAACAUGUACCAGUGUACCUUUGACUUUGGAGGACAUGUCAGAGUACUCUCUUGUCUGCAGACACUAACAGGAACUGAGCUGCUGCACAUAUCACAUCAGAGCUCACCAGCAGAAAUUAAAGUUAAAUGUUUUUAUAUCGAGAAGCUUGAAGACCUAAACUCUCCGUCACCACACAGUGACACAUCCUCCAUCAUCAUACACAGUGAGUCGCUGAAUUUCUCUUGCUUUGACAUGUAAACUGAACUAACACAAUAUGACUUUAGUAAAUGUGAACACUAUUUACAAGAGUUUCUGCCUUCCUUGAAUGUCUUUUAUCUCAGAUGGCUCAAUAUCGAUUUUAAAAAGUAGUUUCAUUUUCUUACAGACUUGGUCUUCUUGGUUGUGUUUUGGGUUCCUGGGUUUUUGUGGUGCCUGGGUGCUUACAUUGUUUGGGUUAGAGAUGUAGUUUGGAUUAGUUUUGGCCAUAGUGAAAAUCUGGUAUUAAAAGGCUCUGUGUAAUAAGAAACAAUAAAGUAUUAUUAUAGUAGAAAUAUCAUGAAAACGAACCACCGACUAAAUCACACUUUCAAUUUGAAAGUUAAUGUUCUUUAAACCUUUUAAUGCCCCAUCAGGUUCAACCGCCAGUGUGUCUCCAUCUCCACGGUCAGUUACUUCUGCAGCACAAAAAACAAGUAAAAUCUUUACAGGUAAAUUUAUAAAGAAUUUUAACUGCAGUAACAAUGAGGACAUGUGGCGUAUUUAAUACAUCUUGGUAAAGACGGAGUUCAUUUUAUAAAACCAGCGACUGAAUUCAACUUUUGAUUUUAAGGUUCAAGUUCUAUAUUUUUUUUCUCCACAACAUUCAACAGGCAGCAAGUCUCAGUCUCCUACAUCUGUAACUACUACAGCCCAAACAUCAGGAAAAAUAAUCUCAGGUAUAUAAAGUCAACAUUUUUCAACAUUAAUAAUGUGGAAACAUGGUUGAAUUUUUACUCUUUUUAAGAGACGUAUUUCAUUAAAAUAAUCCAGUGACUGAAUUCAACUUUCAAUUUGGAAAUGUAUGUUCUAAUUAACUUUUUAUUCACCAGGCUCCACAGUUGUCAUGUCUCAGUCUCCAACAUCUGUAACUAAUAAAGCAAAGACAGAUAAAAUUGUGUCAGGUAUGUUAAGUUAGAAUUUUCAACAUUUACUGUUUACAACAUUUAACUUACUUUUGGGUAAAAAUAUAAUGAAAACGAACCACUGACUAAAUCACACUUUUGAUUUGAAAGUUAAUGUUCUCUAAACCUUUUAAUGUCCCAGAUUCAACCACCAGUGUGUCUCCUUCUCCAUGGUCAGUCACUUCUGCUGUACAAAAAACAGGUAAAAUCUUUAAUGGUAAAUUUAUAAAGAAUUCAAUGGCAGUAACAAUGAGGACAUGUGGCAUAUCUAAUACAUUUUGGUAAAGAUAUAGUUCAUUUUAUGAAACCAUUGACUGAAUUCAACUUUUGAUUUUAAAGUUCAAGUUUUAUAAAAAAAAAUUCCACAAACUAAACGUGUUUUGAUUUUUGCUCUUUCAAAGAGACAUAUCUCAAUUGAAUAAACCAGUGACUAAAGUCUACUUUUAGUUUGGAAAUUUAUGUCCUAUCAAACUUUUUAUUUACCAGGUUCCACAGUUGGCAUGACUCAGUCUCCUACAUCUAUCACUUUAACAACACAGCCAUCAGGUCAAAUCAUCUUAGGUAAACAAAUUUUGCAUUUUACAAUAUUUAUUUUUACUACAAUGAGGAUGUGUUCUGAAUUGGAUAUGCUUUGAUGGAUACAUAUUUUAUUGAAACAAACUAUUUUCUGAUAUAAACUCAACACUUUUUCAAUCUCUGUGCUUCAGCUUUUAGUUUAUCUGUCUGUACUUUAUUACUUGUCAGUAGUUUGGAAAGUUUUCAUAUGAAAGUAGAUCAAGCACUGAAAAGGUUGUAUGUGUGUUUGUUAUGAGCAUUUAAAAGAACAAGAGACAACAUUCGGCAUUUCUGCUUGGUUUGAAUACUGCAUAAAAUCAUGACGCCUAGUGACCUUAAUGAUUCACUGUUCUGAUUUGUAUGUGACCUCCUGAACAGAAACAAAGGUAGUCACUGGUGUUGGAGUCACUGUGGGAGUUAUUUUGCUGGGAACGACACUUUUCUGUGCCAAAAGAAGAACUGGUGAGAAUUUUUCUGUUGAUUACUUGAAUGUUUCCUGACGAUCACAGAGCCAUGGUCUAUUAGUGAAUGUGUCAGGGAUCAAGUCCUCGUUAAAUCAGCACAUCAGGAGGAGAUGUUGGUUAAUGGAGGGAUCUUUAAAAAUAAUCAAUCAUCUCCUGUGUUAUUUUUUUCACUUGACUCUGAUAUCAUCAAGAGAGUGAUAAUGAUGGGUGUUAGUUCAGAUGAAUUCCUAAAUAUAAUUUGGAUGUUACCACCAAGCUAUGAAGGAUUCUCUCAGUGUUGGUGCGUAAAACCUUUCAUUCUUUGACUCCAUCCAUCUUUUCUUUCUCUUUCUUCCUCUCUGUCUAUUCAUCUAUUCAUCUAUCUAUCUAUAUCUAUUCAUCUCCUUUUAGGAAGAUGCUUCAACAAGAGGUAUGCAUUGUUUUUAAUUGUUAUCUUAAGUUAUAAAGUGACUGAAAAAAAUUGAGGUAAUACUCAAUAUUAAAACUGUCUAAAUAUGAUUUUCUUUAGGGAACAAGUCAAUUCUACUGGUGAUGUAUACAUUAAGUAUUUAGACAACAUCAUUUUUAUAUUUAUACAUACAAUAAACUGAAUGUUUCAUUUGUAUUUUGGUCUUACACUGUAUUUACUUGCUUUACCUACUUUUGCAGUGGGGUCCUCGAACACGGGAAAUCUUGACGAUCAGAAUUUGGUAUUUAAUCACUAUCUAAAAUUUAUUAUUAAAUAUAACUUUAAUGUUACUCCAAAUCAAACAUUGAAAGGUAAAGUUUCUCAAAGGUGUAAAUUAAAUCAUGUUUUUUGUCUCACAUACCCUCGGCCUCCUUCUGUGUUACCUUGAAGUUACCAACAAGGAAAGAUGAAACCUACAGUGUUAUCACCUCAGUCCCAGGUGCUGACUGUCCUGCUGGUGAGCUGCUUUUCCUUUACAUAUUCAGUUCAUCUCUGGCUGUAGCUCAGUGGCAGAGUCCGUGGUUUCUCAGUUAGAAGGUUUGAGCUCCAGCAGUCUACCUGUCAUGUCUACAUGCUUUUCACUGUAUUUAAAAACAUGAAUACAGCAACAGCAUGAGACAGGAAAGACAGUUUCAUUUAGUUGUGAUACAUAAAGAUUUUGGUGAAGACUUGAGUGAAUAUUUCUGAAAUACAGUAUACUGUAUAUCUAAAUUCAGGGGAGUGCAAGGACGCAUUAUUGUGUUAGAUCUUUGUGUCUACAGGAAUAAACACAUCUCAUCACAGCUUGUGUCUCUUCUUGUUUUGUACAGAAGAUUAUAUGAAAUGCCAGGCUUGAGUGAAAAUAAUAAUCUUUCUGUGAUUCUCUUUGACUUGCAGGAACAGAAAAAAUAAACAAGGAAGAUCAAAACUUUGUGGUAAGUGAGGCCUGGCGGAAGCUAUGCUCAGCAGUAAGGUUUAUAGUUAAUGUAGAUUCUGAUGGGGUUCUCUCUUUUUCAGACUGAUGAAUACCACCUCUACUCCACCAUCUCUGAAGACAACCCUCCAUCAGCCCCCCAGGGCAUGAUUUACAGCACCCUGCAGCUACACUGAAACCCCUUUUUCUGCUGAGCAGUAAAACAGAGCAUAGAGUCUACACAGACUUGAUCUGAAACAUGAUUUUCUUUAAUAUUGAUGUAAAAGUGAAACUUGUUUUUAAUUGAAUGUAAUGAUUUAAAAAGUGAGAAAAAUAAAUUUACUGCAGUUCA